GUGGGAUGUUCCUCGCCACAGGAAGCACUGAUCACAUCAUCAGGGUCUACUACUUUGGGUCAGGUCAACCAGAGAAGAUCUCUGAGUUGGAGUCCCACACAGACAAAGUUGACAGCAUCCAAUUUUCACAUUGCAGUGACAGGUUUGUGAGCGGCAGCAGAGAUGGGACGGCUCGCAUCUGGCAGCUGCAGCCUCAGGGCUGGAAGAGCAUUCUGCUGGACAUGCAGACCAAAUUACCCGGGGUCACGAGGAUGAGGUGUUCGUCCUGGAACCGCAUCCGUUUGAUCCAAGAAUCCUUUUCUCAGCCGGCCAUGAUGGGAACUGUAUUGUGUGGGAUCUGGCUAGAGGAGUCAAGAUCCGCUCUUAUUUCAACAUGAUUGAGGGUCAAGGACACGGAGCGUUGUUUGACUGUAAAUGUAGUCCUGAUGGGCAGCACUUUGCAGCCACUGACUCCCACGGUCACCUGCUCAUCUUUGGCUUUGGUUCCAGCAGCAAGUAUGACAAGAUAGCGGACCAGAUGUUUUUUCACACCGACUACCGGCCACUGAUCCGGGACGCCAACAAUUACGUGCUGGAUGAGCAGACUCAGCAGGCGCCACACCUAAUGCCCCCUCCUUUCCUGGUGGACGUGGACGGGAACCCUCACCCCCCCAGAUACCAGCGUCUGGUUCCUGGCAGGGAGGGCUGCAGAGACGAGCAACUGAUCCCUCAGAUGGGGGUCACCUCUUCAGGCCUGAACCAGGUGGUGAGUGAGCAGGCGGUGGACGGUCCRAGUCCUCUGGACACCAUGAUUCAGAGGCUGCAGCAGGAGCAGGACCAAAGGCUUGGAAUGAAUGAUGCCUCUGCUGCUGCAGCUGCUGCGAUAAACACCAGGUCCAGCAGAGGAUCAGUGGGUUCACCCACAGAGGUGCACUCUCCCCCCAACGUUGGUUUGCGGCGCAGCGGGCAGAUAGAAGGUGUUCGACAGAUGCACAGCAACGCCCCCCGCAGCCAGAUGGCCACCGAGGGAGACCUGGUGGCCUGGAGCCGCAGGGUGCUCGUUCCUGAGCUGGAGGGGGCCUUUGUCAGGAGGCAGGUGAACUGGCGUGAGGCUAAAGGGGAGGAGGAGAUCAACAUCUAUCAGUCAGAAAGAAGGAGGCGUACAAUCCACUCACUGCCCAAAGAGAGCAGGGUUCACCCCACGUCAGAGUGUGUGGCUGAGGAGGGGAGGAAGAGUCAGGGAAACCACGGCUAUCAAACCCGAGCUGCCAUGGAGGAGACGAGCCGUCAGAGCGCCGAGGCUGCUGAUGAGGACGAUAGUGCCUCAGAGGUUGAUGGCGAGGUGGAGGUACGGCAAAUCAACGGAUACUCCUCAGAGGAAGAAAAAGAGGAGGAGGAAAAGGAGCCGUGGCCAGAUGACCACAGUAGUUCAAGUGAUUACUCCAGCGAUUACUCGGACUGGACAGCGGACGCAGGGAUCAACCUGGAGCCGCCCAAGAAGAGCGUCAAAGUGAAGAAGAAGAACAGCAGCUCUGAGGAGGAUGGAGAGAAGAAGAGGGAAGGGAAGAAAGAGAAGAAGAAAGACAAACCUGACAAAGAUGGUUCGCCACCAAAGAAGACAAAACCAAAGGAGAAGAGGAAGAGGACUGAGUUUCAGGAACAGGGUCUGACUCUGGAGGAAUGGCUUCCCUCUGCCUGGAUCACAGACACAGUUCCUCGGAGAUGUCCUUACAUACCUCAGAUGGGAGACGAGGUGUACUACUUCCGACAGGGUCAUGAAGCGUACGUGGAAAUGGCCAAACAAAAAAAGAUUUACAGCAUCAAUCCUAAGAAACAGCCCUGGCAUAAGAUGGAGCUACGGGAACAAGAGUUGAUGAAGAUUGUCGGCAUCAAGUAUGAGGUUGGUUUGCCGACACUGUGCUGCCUGAAACUAGCCUUUUUGGACCCGGACACCGGGAAGCUGACAGGAGGCUCGUUCUCCAUGAAAUAUCACGACAUGCCUGAUGUUAUUGAUUUCUUGGUGUUGCGGCAACAGUUUGACAACGCCCGAAAGAGACAGUGGAGUAUCGGUGACAGGUUUCGGUCAGUGAUUGAUGAUGCCUGGUGGUUCGGGACCAUUGAAAGCCAAGAACCGUACCAGUCUCAGUAUCCUGACAGCUUGUUUCAGUGCUACAACGUCUGCUGGGAUAAUGGAGACACGGAGAAGAUGAGUCCUUGGGACAUGGAGCUCAUCCCUGAUGAUGCCACGUUUCCUGACGAGUUGGGCACAAGCGUUCCGCUGACAGAGGACGAGCAGAAGCAGCUGCUGUACGUCCCUCAGGACGGAGAAUGGGGCUGCCACACACGCGCAGAAGAGUGCAAGCGCAUCAUUAAAGCCAUCGACCAGCUCUGCACACUCGAUGUGGCGGCACCGUUUGCCUUCCCGGUGGAUUUACAAGCGUACCCGACGUACUGCACAGUGGUGGCCUACGUCACCGACCUCAGCACCAUACGCCAACGGCUGGUGAAUCACUUCUACAGACGGCUUUCCUCGUUGAUGUGGGAGCUUCGCUACAUAGAACACAACGCCCAGACGUUCAACGAGCCAGGAGCGUUCAUUGUCACCACCGCCAAGUUCAACUCUGACCUCAUGCUGGCGUUCAUUAAGGACCAAAGUCUGACGGACCUCAUGCCUCUCUACAGAACCAUGAAGAAGGCCACUUUCUCUGACUCUGAAGACGAGGACGAUGAGGAAGACGACGAAGAUGUUAAUACUCCUGGAACAUCAACACAGAACCAUAAGGGCCGUCAGCCCAUGAAACGCCAGCUGCGAGCUCGCCCUCAUUCGUACGAUCCUCACGCCUGGAAAGGACGAUGUAAAGAGCUGCUGGACCUCAUCUUUCAGUGUGAAGACUCUGAACCCUUCAGAGAACCUGUGGACCUGCAGGAGUACCCGGACUACCUGCAGAUCGUUGACUCUCCGAUGGACUUUGGCACGGUUCAAAAGAAGCUGACUGAAGGAAAAUACCAGUCUCCCAUUGAGCUCUGCAAAGACGUCCGGCUCAUUUUUAGCAAUUCCAAAGCUUACACUCCCAGUAAGAAGUCGCGGAUAUACAGUAUGAGUCUGAGGCUUUCUGCUCUGUUUGAGGAGCACAUCAGCUCCAUCCUGUCUGACUACAAAGCCAUCCACGGCAUGACAGAUAAACUGACCCGGAGAGGCACGGACAGACCGACACGACACACUACGGACAGACAAACACGACACACUAUGAAGAGGAGGAGGAGCGAAUCACCCACAAGCAGCAGCGCGUCAAGCCCAGAGAGGAAAAGGCGCGUGUCGUCCAGGGUGACGGCAAAGAGGGAGCCGACCCCGCCUCCUGCUCGGCCACCUUCUCUAAGGCAGAGCGUCCCCCUGAAACAGGCUCCUCAGCUGGUCAAUGGUAAAGUGGAAACAGCGACUCCAGGACGAACGCGCAGCGCUGCACGCCACAACAGGCACUCAUCUCCUUCAUCACAGAACGCUACGAACAACACGCCGAACACAGGGGAAUCCUCUCGCUCGCUGCGKACUCAUACUUCUGUUCGAGCUUCAACACCACCAGCUCCUGACAAAGUGACCCCCACCCAGCCAGCAGAGGGCAGCAGUGGAAGUACCCGUCGGAAACUCAGGACACCUGUGCGACUCUCGCCUGGCUCGCCCACCAGCCCUUCGCCUCAGAGCACGGUCCAGCUGAACGGCCACAGCAGUCAUGUGACCGCCGGCGUGGGAAGAAAGGGGAGGAAGUCCAGAACCGAAUCACCGGUGAGCCCGCCCGAAAUCCCAACCCCGGCCAGCCCUUCCAGACCCCGAGGACGACCGCCUGGCAAGAAGAGAGGCAGGAAGAGCAAGCAGGAGCUGGAGGAGAUGAGACAGAGCAGCACCCGCAGGAGCUCCACCCCCGACGACGACCAGGACCACUCCACAGGCGACGAAGGCGGCGCCUCUUCUGCGCCGGACGCUUCGGCGCUGUCGGACUCAGGUGCGACGCCGGUGCCUAGACGGCGAGGACGGCCCCGGCUGGUAAAAACCGAGGAGGCCGCACCUCCCGCCGAGUCGCCCGAGCCCUCGCCACUGAGGAGGAGCAGCAGGAGGGCUAACGAGGAGCUCACGCCCAGUCCUCAAAACGCCUCACAGAGAUCGAGCCAAAAGGAGUCUCCGAAGGGCGAAGCAGGGGAGGCGGAGGUAGGUUCCAUGCGCACGCGCAACCAGGGCCGACGGUCAGCCUGGUACAUGGAGGAGGACUCUGAGGAGGAGCAGAGGCAGCUGCUGUUUGAGGACUCGUCAAUAACGUUUGGCACCUCCUCAAAGGGGCGUGUCCGCAAACUGACAGAAAAGGCCAAAGCCAACCUUAUAGGCUGGUAAAGAACUGACAGGUGAGCUGGAGGGCUCACCGAUGCUGCGGAGGAGUUCCAGGCUCUCUGUUGAAGGUUCUCAGUGCA
Messenger RNA from Austrofundulus limnaeus, 4437 nucleotides. RefSeq names its product PHIP subunit of CUL4-Ring ligase complex (gene phip). The record is from RefSeq and is a predicted model, not a curated record. Lineage: Eukaryota; Metazoa; Chordata; Actinopteri; Cyprinodontiformes; Rivulidae. Gene Ontology annotation, molecular function: protein binding. Gene Ontology annotation, biological process: regulation of cell shape; regulation of transcription by RNA polymerase II; cytoskeleton organization. Gene Ontology annotation, cellular component: nucleus.